This is a messenger RNA of Gigantopelta aegis, 3339 nucleotides long. RefSeq names its product alanine--tRNA ligase, cytoplasmic-like. Bases 96 to 3089 code for a protein of 997 amino acids. Gene Ontology annotation, biological process: tRNA modification; alanyl-tRNA aminoacylation. The record is from RefSeq and is a predicted model, not a curated record. Gene Ontology annotation, molecular function: amino acid binding; ATP binding; nucleic acid binding. The transcript has 22 exons. Gene Ontology annotation, cellular component: mitochondrion; cytoplasm. NCBI's taxonomy places the organism in Eukaryota, Metazoa, Mollusca, Gastropoda, Neomphalida, Peltospiridae.
UGUUAGCUCACGUUUUUUCAAUGAGUGACAUUAGUUUGUAGAAUAACACAACUAUCAAUGCAUGCACACUGAAUAGGAUAGGCAUUUUGGCAAAAAUGUCAAUACUACGCAUAUUUACUGUCAAUGUCAGUAGUUAUCGAUACCUCUUGAACACUAAAAACCUUCGUUUGCUUACGUUGUUGACAAACGAGCUAUCGUCGACAAGCGCGAAGUCAAACAGAAAAAUAUGGCGGAGUCGCGACGUUCGGAAAUCAUUCGUUGACUAUUUCAACAAAGAUAAUGGGCAUCUCAUCGUGCCAUCAUCGUCGGUCAUUCCCACGAAAGGUCAAGGGACAUAUUUUACAAAUGCUGGAAUGAAUCAGUUUAAGCCAAUAUUUCUUGGCAUGACGGACCCCGACAGUCGCCUGUCGAGCUAUCGCCGGGUUGUGAACAGUCAGAAGUGUAUUCGUGUUGGUGGGAAGCACAACGAUCUCGAUGAUGUGGGUGCUGAUCUCACUCACCACACAUUUUUUGAGAUGCUCGGGUCGUGGUCAUUUGGAGAUUAUUUCAAGAAAGAAACUUGCAGCAUGGCAUUAGAUCUGUUGACGGGCGUGUUCCACUUACCAAAGGACCAGCUCUAUGUCACAUAUUUUGGGGGUAACGAGGCGCUUGGACUUGGACCAGACCUAGAGGUCAAGGACAUCUGGCUGUCUCUUGGGAUGGCCGCGAGUCACGUUCUGCCGUUUGGGACGAAGGACAACUUCUGGGACAUGGGCGAGAGUGGGCCGUGCGGGCCGUGUACAGAAAUACACUUCGACCACGUCGGUCACGGCCGAGACGCGGCGGGUUUGGUGAACCGCGACUGUGCUGAUGUCGUUGAGGUGUGGAAUCUCGUCUUUAUAGAGUUCAACAGACUUCCCGAUGAGAGCUUGGUGCGACUGUCGAAGAGUCAUGUGGACACAGGAAUGGGACUGGAGCGGAUGACGGCAAUCCUUCAUGGAUCCCGUUCUAAUUACGACACAGACCUCUUUCAGCCACUGUUCACGAGAAUCGAGAAAGUGACCGGAGCUCCACCAUACCGAGGUAGGACAGGGGCAGACGACUCUGAUCUGAUAGACCGGGGAUACAGAAUCCUGGCAGACCACGCCCGAAUGAUCUGCGUCGCCAUCGCCGAUGGACUCCUUCCAGGGGGAGAUAACCUUGAACACAAACUCCGGCAGAUAAUACACCGGUCUAUGAAACAAGCGGAAGACAUUUUCCGUACCAAGCGAGGCUUACUACUAUCCCUGGUUGACGAUGUUGUGCAGUCGCUGGGCGAUACAUAUCCUGAACUGGAAAAGAAUUCUGAAAAAAUCAAGGAGGUGUUGAGGCAAUCAGAAGAGAACUAUUUCCAAAUGAAGGCGAAGGGAAUUCAAGCUUUUGAAAGAAUGCUUAGAAAAGAAGGUGUACCCUCUUUCAAGUUAGCAGGUAAAACGGUUUGGCAACUACAUCAAGGUAGAUUCGGUGACCCGGUGUUUCUUGAUCAGAUAAUGGAUCUGGCAGAGGAGAGAGGACUGCAUAUUGAUAUGGAUGGGUUUUACCGCAAGCAACAGGAGUUCAAAGAACAGUCCCAGACUGCCUCAGCCAAGAUGGCUGGUUCAAAGAUCGAACUGUACUUUCCAGCACUGGACGUUCUGUGGGAGAGAGGAGUUCCUAACACAGCCUGUUCAGACAGAUACAACUACACGAAGACGGAUGGACAUUACGCUUUUCCUUCACCACGGGGACAAGUCGUAGCCUUACUGACUGAGGAUAGACUCACAAAGUCAGUGUCGAGUGGCGACGUUUGCGGAAUUGUUCUUGACAGGACGUGUUUUUACCACGAGAGUGGUGGGCAGGCGGCCGAUCAUGGAACCAUCACUACUGAGGUGACUUCGGGUUGUUUUGAAGUGUCGGAUGUCCAAGACUUCUAUGGGUAUAUUAUCCAUAUCGGCACGGUUACCGACGGAUCUAUUCAGAUGGAAGAUUUUGUGAAGCCAAGAAUUGAUGAGGAGUUCCGUCUGGCGUGUAUGAAAAGCCACACAGCCACCCACAUGCUCAAUGUCAGCUUGUCAUCCGUGGUGGGCGAUAUCGCCCAGAAAGGCUCGGAUAUCAGCGGAGAAAAGUUUUCAUUUGAUUUUUCUUCAUUGAGCUCUCUGAGCGUUGACUCAGUGCAAACCGUGGAGGAGAAAGUGAACACAGAAAUUAAAGCAGGUCUUGACGUCCACACUCGGGUUUUGUCUCUCGACGAAGCACUGAAAAUAAAAGGAUUGGUGUAUCUCGGUAACGAGGACUACCCGCAACAUGUUCGAGUUGUCAUGAUUCAAGAUUCAGACACUCAGGUUUCCAGUGAACGUGAAUUCUUUUCAGCUGAACUCUGCGGUGGAACUCAUGUACGGAAUUCUGCUGACAUUGAACAUUUCUGUAUAACAAGACAGAAGGGCGUGGCUGCCGGAACAAAGCGACUUUCCUGUGUCACAGGCAAACAGGCUGUACAGGCACAAGAGAAUGGACGGACACUGAAAGAGAUGUUUGAACGUCUGGAAGAAGAAGUGAAAAAUCAUUUGAAUCCGAUUGGCUGGCUGGAGACAGUGAAGAACAUCAACAAGUUGCUCCAAGAAGACUUGUUGCCAAAGGUCAUCCGAGAAGAAAUUGCAGGAAAACUGGAAAUGUUGGGAGAAACUGUGAAACAUGAAUAUAACAAGGAAAUCCAGAAAUUAAUACAGCAGGAAAUUCUACAACUUCAAACUGAAUGUCCGAAAUACAUUGUCAAACAGAUUGGAUGUCAGACCGAUAACAAACAGCUGAUGAAAGCCAUAGCUGAAUUGAAAAUUACUCAACCAACAGCCGUUCUUGCGGAGGGGGAGAGAGCCUAUCUUGUUUUGUUGUGUGCACAAAAGAACAACGCCUCUGCGAGUGAAGUGUUACAGUCUGCCAAAGAUGUCCUGUGUCAGUCUAUUAACUCAAAGGUGUCUGUUGCCAAGGUGGGAAAAGACAAUAUUGGACACAUGUUGGUAGUGAAGGGAAACCUGCAGCCAUCAGAGAUAGCCAGUGUCAUACAAGAUUCAUUUGUCAAGAGUGUUAGCAGAUAGCAGCGCUUCCAGAAAGAAUUUUUUGUGUUUGUCUAAAUAAUAAAUAGUGGUGUUCUCAUUGGCGAUUAUAAUGGAAAAUGAAUGAAUCACUUAGGUUCUAGCAAGGAGAUGAUUGACUAUACAAUCUAACAUAUACAUGUAUGCAUAUGUGAGUGACAUAAAAUAUUUUUGGUUUUAAUAUAUAUACAUGUAUGUGUAUAUAUAUAGAUACAUACACAGUAAAACUCCCCUAAACCGGACACCCUCAGGA